UGCAGCCCCCAGAUCGAGAAAAGGAGGGAGCGCGAGAGGCACCAGAGCGCCGAGCGAGCGGGGCAGAGCGCCAUGCGCCGCGCCAGCCGAGACUACAUCAAGUACCUGCGCGGCUCUGAGGAGAUGGGCAGCGGCGGCUCCGGCGCCCCGCAUGAGGUCCCCCUACACGCCCCGCCACCGCCGCCACCCUCGUCGCACCCGCCCCCCGCCGCCUCCCGCUCCAUGUUCGUCGCCCUCCUGGGGCUGGGGCUCGGCCAGGUCGUCUGCAGCGUCGCCCUGUUCCUCUACUUCAGAGCGCAGAUGGAUCCUAAUAGAAUAUCAGAAGACGACACCGACUGCUUUAAGAGACUUUUCAAACUCCAUGAAAAUUCAGAUAUGCAAGACAGCGCUCUGGAGAGUCAAGACGCAAAAUUAAUCCCUGAUUCGUGUAGGAGAAUUAAACAGGCCUUUCAAGGAGCUGUGCAAAAGGAAUUACAACAUAUUGUUGGAUCACAACACAUCAAAGCAGAGAAAGCUAUGGUGGAAGGUUCCUGGUUAGACCUGGCUAGGAGGGGCAAACCUGAUACUCAACCUUUUGCUCAUCUCACUAUUAAUGCCACUGACAUCCCUUCAGGUUCUCACAAAGUGAGUCUUUCCUCUUGGCACCAUGACCGAGGUUGGGCAAAGAUCUCCAACAUGACUUUCAGGAAUGGGAAACUGAUCGUUAAUCAAGAUGGCUUUUAUUACCUGUAUGCCAACAUCUGCUUUCGGCAUCAUGAAACAUCAGGAGACCUAGCCACGGAGUAUCUUCAGCUGAUGGUGUACGUCACUAAAACCAGCAUCAAAAUCCCGAGUUCUCAUACCCUGAUGAAAGGAGGAAGCACCAAAUACUGGUCUGGAAAUUCGGAAUUCCAUUUUUAUUCCAUAAAUGUUGGAGGAUUUUUUAAGCUACGAUCUGGUGAAGAAAUAAGCAUCCAGGUAUCCAACCCUUCCCUACUAGAUCCAGACCAAGAUGCAACUUACUUUGGGGCUUUUAAAGUUCGAGAUAUAGAUUGAGCCCUGUUUUGUGGAACGUUAUCAUGUAUUUCCUAGGAUGUGUGUAAACUUUUUUUAAAAAAAGUAAGCCAAGAGAGAUGUAUAUAGGUGUGUGAGACUACUGAGAGGUAUGGCCACAAUGGUACAAUAAGACUCUCUAUCCACACUCUUGACCUUGUAGAGAGCAUAUGUAUUUACAGCCAAUGAGAGAUGUUGGACUCUAGGUGUGUUCCAGUCUAAAGGCUUUCUUACUUACACAAUGGUUUUUAAAUUUUGUAAUGAAUUCCUAGAAUUAAACCAGAUUGCAGCA
Trichechus manatus latirostris (Florida manatee) is the source of this 1324-nucleotide messenger RNA. RefSeq names its product TNF superfamily member 11 (gene TNFSF11). Gene Ontology annotation, cellular component: membrane. NCBI's taxonomy places the organism in Eukaryota, Metazoa, Chordata, Mammalia, Sirenia, Trichechidae. Gene Ontology annotation, biological process: immune response. The record is from RefSeq and is a predicted model, not a curated record. Bases 73 to 1035 code for a protein of 320 amino acids. The transcript is spliced from 5 exons. Gene Ontology annotation, molecular function: tumor necrosis factor receptor binding.